AUGUACUGUUUGGUGAAUGUGCUUGGAAGAGUUGGAAUGGAGUCACUACUCUUGGAUGUCCCUUUUGUGUGUAAGGCAUGGCACAAAGCAAGCCACAAUCCUUCAUGCUCGCUAAGCAUCGAUUUCCCGGAAGUAAAACCAGUUGAUCCUUCUGUUGCUGAGGUUUUGGGUUUUUUGACUGCAGCUCCUACCCUUACAAGAAAAUUUCGAUUCAAGUAUCGAAUUAAAAGCUUCUCUGUCACUGCUUUCAUAAAGUUUGUCAUCAACCGUAGUCAGGGCAAUGUAACUUUUCUCAAGCUGCCUGGAUGGUGUACACAAGAAGCACUGAAAUUUGUCGCAGAUGCGUGUACUGGCCUGAAGUCUCUAUCUUUGGCCGAAGAACUUCUGUAUGAAAAUUCAGCCUUGUUUCCGGAGCUCAUCAGCUUUGCAGUUGUCAAUUGCAUGCCUAAUAUCAAGUACUUGACCAUGAGGAAAGUUAAAGUUCUUCGUGCUGAUCUAGUCACAAUUCUACGAGGAUGCAAAGACCUUGCUUUUUUGGAUGUCAGGGAUUGCAGAGUUGUUAAUGAUGAAGAAUUAUCAAAAUUUGCCUCUCAACUUGAAGUCAUUUGUGAUGUGGCUUCUCUUGCCUUUGAGGCCGGUGAUAAUGUUUAUUUUCAUAUUUUGUGUUAA
Messenger RNA from Fragaria vesca subsp. vesca, 669 nucleotides. RefSeq lists its product as uncharacterized. Bases 1 to 669 code for a protein of 222 amino acids. Lineage: Eukaryota; Viridiplantae; Streptophyta; Magnoliopsida; Rosales; Rosaceae. The record is from RefSeq and is a predicted model, not a curated record. The transcript is spliced from 4 exons.